GGCUUGGAUAUCUGAGGCAGCCUUUUGAACAUGCGAUCUCAAACGCCCAUUGGAAGCGAUAUCGCACAUAUCAUAUCUUUGCGCUUCGCCCGAGCUCAAGGGAACAGUGUACGCUCAACACGAUAUCAGGCUGAAUGAUUUCUAUACCCGGUUCAAAUUCGACCACCGACCUGUGAUAGCCCAUCUCCACUAUCCCUCCGCGGCCAGUAACAUUCACUAAAUGGAAACCACGCGCAGCGCAUCACACACUUGUUUUUACAAGAGAACUGUUAGCUUGCGAACACGACCUUGCACGCAUCGAGAGCGAACUCAAAGAUAUUGCAUCGCGCGCUCCAGCUCAAAGAUGGAUCCCAGAUGCUGGCAUGACAGGUGACGAUCCCGGAACUGCAGUCGCUUGUCUGCGCGAUUGAUCACGGGAGUAGUCUCGGGAGUCGAGUGGCGGAGCAGCAUACGUCAGAUUUGGUGCGCACGGUCAAAACGGUGGCGGCAGCUAUUACAACGACGUUUGACCAAUUUGACGUUGUCCAGUUUCUCAAACAUGUUUCGGCCAGUGCAGCUUGAUCAUGCGAGUGGAGUAUCCACAGAUCAUUACGAGUGGAUUUACGCUUUACGAGAGUUCGGUCACCAUAGAUUUGUAAACGAAUACGCACGACGCAGCAACAACUAAUAAGGCUAGUCUACUUUCUCUCCGCCGUCCUUGCAGACAAGUUAGAUGGUUGUGGACCUGCUUUCCCUGAUCUUGACGUGUUCGCUGUUCUGCAGGCCUGGGCGUCACUGGCUAGCAGGAAGGACGUUGGAGCUGACGGUCUCCCCAUGGACAUGUUCAAAGCUACCAUGGGAGGCACGCUUGUGUUCAUAUGAAUUAUUCGAACGACGUUUAAAGAACUCGAGUUCUUGGGGAUCCCGAAAUUGAGAACCGUGCGAUCGCUCAAAAACUAGUGCUUUGUGCGUUCACUCUGGUCGCUAUUGCGACGACAGCUGCGACCAACGUCACUCUUACGGCUGGAAGCCUUUCUGCCGUACGAUUCACGUAAUUGGUGUGGUACGCCAAUUCUUGCACCUUGCUUACGCCAUGGCCCUUGACGUCCUGAUUGCGUUCCACGGUGGGGAUGUUGCGUUCGAUUCGAUGCAACGCGAACGCAUUGCGAUCAUUCUUCGUGCACUGGGUGCGUCCACAGGCAGCCAGGGCACGUCCGCUGGCACAUAUGCGCAAAUUAGUUGUCAUGAGGGCCAGUAUUCAGUUGCCGGGCGAAGGGGCCAACGCGUUUUUUCAUUACGGCAAUCUUCAGAGGCAGGGCGGUGUGGAGACCCUUGAUGAGCGGCUGGCUCUCGACCUUGCUCAGAUGCAGCCACCUGCGAAUUCCUGGGCGGAGGAAUGGUUCGGAUGUCAGCUCGAUGUCCUGGACGGGGCGCAGUACGUACAUCACACGAUUGGGUACGACAGCGAGAUUCGUUUUGCGGCCAAUCAAGUGAUGACAGCCAUGAGGAUUCGCGUGAUCUCGGAGCGAUUUGGUCGGCUCGAUUUCUUCUGAAAGCCGUCUUCCUUGUCAAUCGUGCCCAGGGGACUUUAAGCAAUUGAUUUGAAAUGUGAAUUCGUGGUCGAAGCGAAGUAAUACGUUAGCGUAUAGCGUAGUCGAAGACAAUUCUUCCAGGCGUGUUCUUUCGCAGAUCUGCAAGCAGGUCUGGGUGCUUACAAUAGAGGCAGACCAUCGCCGAUGAAGUGUUCCACACGCACAGGGGUAUUUUGUGCACAGCAGGCUUCUUAAUUGCUAAGAUCAGAGCGGGGUCGCUUUUGGUGGCUACUUCUGCUGUGCAUGGAUGCGAGUUCUGACGCGUUACGUCCGAAGUGUUGGAGAAUUUUCAGCGUUCGGAUAACAAUGGGCUGCUGCAGGUUUUGCGCAUCCGCCGGCGCCCAGAGACUGGACACACAGCCAAUGGUCGGCCGAGUUGACCAGGUCAACAAUCAAUCCUGGCGAUAGCUUAUCGUCGCCUAUUAUAAGCUCCUGUAGGUCUAUGCACAUCCUACCAACAUACCUGUUUUAGGUCUACGCACUGCCAACUGUUUGGCCCACCAUAGGUCUAUAGGUGACCUAUCGGUGGGCUUCUAGUGGGCCUGUAGGCAAGCCGUGCUGGCGUUCCGCGAUAGUUCGACGCACAGCGUACGCAAGUCAUACCACAGCACAAUGCGAAGUGAUGCGCUGGGCUUUCGCACGCCAUCGUGAUUCUGUCG
This is a messenger RNA of Prorocentrum cordatum, 2230 nucleotides long. The record is from the annotation of a GenBank genome assembly. Lineage: Eukaryota; Dinophyceae; Prorocentrales; Prorocentraceae.